GAACUCUGUGACGUAAGAAGGGUCAUAGGUCACGUGCCAUGCCGUGCAGCUAAGCAACAUGUCCAACGUGGGAGUUUGAAUUAUUGAGAUAUUAAUCUGAUUCCAAAUCGCAAGAUACUGUACAGUUGUAAACGAUCAUGUCGGACCUCAAGAUUAAUACGAAGUUUGCAGAAAAAUAUGAGAAAUAUCGUCAGAAGGAAGAACUACAGAGACUGAAGGAUCGCUAUGGAGACCAAGAUGAGGAGAAUUCCUCUGAGUCCUCCAACUCUGACUCAGAUGAGAGUGAAGUGGAGCUGGACCCAAAGCUGGACAGAGAUUUUUACAGAACGCUGUCACUGCUGAAGAAGAAAGAUCCAAAGAUCUAUCAGAAAAAUGCCAAAUUCUACACAGAAGAGACAUCUGGAUCAGGCAGCGAUGAUCAACCGUCCACUUCAAAAAAGUCCGAGAAACCCAUGUUCCUGAAGGACUACGAGAGGAAAGUCAUCCUGGAGAGAGGAGGAAAAUAUGAUGAUGAUGACGAUGAGGAUGACAGUGCUGAUGAAGAAGUCUCCAGAAUGAUGCAGAAGAGAGCUGCAUCUCCCACCUACAUCCAACAACAGAAGGAACUACAGGAAAGUUUUCGAAAGUUUGUGCAAGACAGUGAUGAAGAGGACAGCGACGGAGGCAGACAGCUGCUGACACGGAGAACCAAAACACAAGAGGAGAAGGACAAAGAGGAAGCCGACUAUGUGGAAUGGCUGAAGGGUCAGGCGGAGCUGGAGGGGGAGGAGGAAGUUAAGGACAUGAAAUACCUGCGCGACUACUGGAACAACCCCGAGCUGGAUGAGAGAGAGUCUUUCCUGCGAGAUUACAUGCUCAACAAGGGCUACCUGGAGGAGGAUGAAAAUAGGGUCCCCACCUAUAAUGAGCUGAUGCAGGAUGAUGUGGAUGACUCAGAGGAUGAAGGAGAAUCAUUCUUGCAUAAACAGGAAGACUUUGAGAGGCAUUACAACUUCCGCUUUGAGGAGCCUGAUGCUGGAAAGAUCAAAACAUAUCCUCGCAACAUCGCCACAUCUGUCCGAAGCAAAGAUGACAGUAGGAAAAGGAAGAGGGAGGAGGUGAAAGAGAGGAAGAAAAAGGAGAAGGAACAGAAACAGCAGCAGCUGAAGGAACUGAAGAACCUGAAGCGAGCAGAGAUCAUGGACAAACUGAAGAAACUGCAGGAGCUGACAGGAAAUGAGAAGCUGGCUUUCAAUGACGUUGACCUGGAGGGAGACUUUGACCCCCAGCAACACGACCAACUCAUGCAGAAGUUCUUUGGAGAUGAAUACUAUGGAGAGAACGAGGAAGAAAAACCACAGUUUGAUGAUGAUGAUGAUUUGGCAGAAAAUUGGAACUGGGACACAUGGGUCGGUAAUGAAGAAAAUGAGGACGACUAUGGAGAUGAGGAAGAUUAUGCUGCGGAGGAUGAGCCCUACUGUGAAGAUCCUGACUUUAUAAUGGAUGCGGAGUAUGACCAAAGUCAACAGCCUGUUUCUAAAAAGAAGAGAAAGAAAGAGAGACAGGAGAAGAAAAAGAAGACCAAAGAGGACGCCCCUCAAAUGGGAAAGAAGAGAAAGAAGUCCCACUUUGCAGAGAUCAUCACCAAAAACAAGCCAGUCUUUGAUCCAAAGGAGAAAACCUUUGAGCAGUAUCUGGAUGAGUACUAUAAACUGGAUUAUGAGGAUGUCAUCGAUGACUUGCCCUGCAGAUUCCGCUAUAGAGAAGUUGUACAGAAUGACUUCGGUCUGACCACUGACGAGAUCCUGAAAGCAGAUGAAAGUGAGUUGAACCGCUGGUGCUCGUUGAGGAAGACCUGCAUGUACAGGUCAGAGAGAGAGGAGCUAUGUGACGUGAAGAACUUCCAGAUCAAAGCACGGAAUAACAAGAAGAAAGAGCAAGUGUUUGUGUCUUUGUAUAAUGAGAACGAAGGUGAGGAGGAGCUGAAGGAGCCCAAGGGGAAGGUGGGCAAGAAGAGAAGGGAUCGUCUAAAGAAGUCUGACGUCAAUAUAGAGAAGAGAGAUCUGACAGAAGAUGCAUCUGAAAGCGCUGUAGUUGACGGCUUAGGCCAAACAGACCUCAAAGAAGUCGCUGUACAGGAUGAAGGGGAGGAUGACAAGGAGUUCCUGGUUCCUAAGAAAAAGGUGAAGCGGGAGGAGACUGCUGUAACUCCGAAAGAGGAGCUGGCCAAGGAAAGGACUGAAAAACCUCAACGGCCUAAAAAGAAAAUGAGGCCCCGAGGUGGACGCCUACUUUCCAGGUCCAUGACGGUGAAGAUGGCUGGAACAGAGUUCAGCAGACAGAGACUCCAGGCCUACGGGCUGAAUCCAAAGAGACUCCACUUCAGAGAGCUGUACAGACAGAAGAGAAAAGAGCGGGAGAAAAAGGAAAAGCAGCAGAAAAAGAGCAAACAGUGAUGCUUAAAGUAAACCAUUUUGAGUAUGUGUUUGGCAUAUUGAACAUUUGUUCCCGAGGGACCAGAAAGCACAAAAUAAUAGCUUUCUAAUUUUCUAAUACAUAGCUUGAAUCUCGAAAGUUUCUGGUUCACCAUUGUUUCAUGAAUAUGAAUUUUAUCUGUGUUCUUAAAAAAUAAAAAGAGGAGUUAUAGUAGAAAUAAAGAA
This is a messenger RNA of Onychostoma macrolepis, 2639 nucleotides long. It is a transcript of the gene kri1, whose product is annotated as KRI1 homolog. The record is from RefSeq and is a predicted model, not a curated record. The coding region runs from base 138 to 2435 and encodes 765 amino acids. Lineage: Eukaryota; Metazoa; Chordata; Actinopteri; Cypriniformes; Cyprinidae. Gene Ontology annotation, cellular component: 90S preribosome; nucleolus. Gene Ontology annotation, biological process: endonucleolytic cleavage in ITS1 to separate SSU-rRNA from 5.8S rRNA and LSU-rRNA from tricistronic rRNA transcript (SSU-rRNA, 5.8S rRNA, LSU-rRNA). The transcript has 19 exons.